This is a messenger RNA of Dunckerocampus dactyliophorus (ringed pipefish), 3814 nucleotides long. RefSeq names its product molybdenum cofactor sulfurase (gene mocos). Gene Ontology annotation, biological process: Mo-molybdopterin cofactor biosynthetic process. The record is from RefSeq and is a predicted model, not a curated record. Gene Ontology annotation, molecular function: molybdenum ion binding; pyridoxal phosphate binding; molybdenum cofactor sulfurtransferase activity. The coding region runs from base 282 to 2810 and encodes 842 amino acids. Lineage: Eukaryota; Metazoa; Chordata; Actinopteri; Syngnathiformes; Syngnathidae. The transcript has 15 exons.
UCACUACCCUUUAAUUGUUUAACAUUAGUUUUCGUUAAUAUUCCGUGGCUUUGUAUGUUUUAUGGGCGUAGUCCGCUGUCACUGCGGUAGAAAAACGAGUAUGAAGUCUUUAAACUCGACGGGACGACCAGAGUAGUGUAAUUUUAACUCUCGGGGAAAGAGGGCGUAUAGUCACAGGACUUUGACAAGGAAGCUGUCAAUCAUUGUCGUUUGGUAGAUGGUCAGAGGUUAGCUCGGUGCGUCAAACCGGCGAGAUUUUGAGUGUAUCUCCAGUCAGUUCGAUGGACUUCCACAAACUUAACUCUUUUGAAACUUUUAGAGAGGUGUGGAGCCAUUACGGUUAUGGAGAAAACUUGGAGGAGCUGCGUCAGCGGGAGUUCGCUCGAAUUAAAGGCACCGUGUAUCUGGAUCAUGCAGCAACUACUCUGUACCCACAAUCUCUGGUCACCGAUUACUGCCAGGAUAUGUCCAGGAGCGUGUACGGGAAUCCUCACAGCCACAACCUCAGCAGCAGGUUAACACACGACACCGUGGAGAGGGUCAGGUACAGGAUAUUGCAGCAUUUCAACACCACCCCCGAGGACUACUCUGUGAUUUUCACUUCGGGCUGUACAGCCGCUCUCAAAUUAGUGGCAGAGGGCUUCCCCUGGAGGCCACAGACGGAAAGCGAGGCAGGCAGUCACUUCUGCUACCUUACUGACAACCAUACAUCUGUUGUUGGCAUAAGAGGACUAACAUCUGACUGGGGAGUAGUUAUCCUUCCGGUCUACCCCCAGGAAGUGGAAAAUAGGGGAAAAGAUAAGGCUCAAGGUGAAAAUGCGGUUUGUCAAACGCCACAUCUUUUCUGCUACCCAGCGCAGAGCAACUUUUCAGGGAGGAAGUAUCCCCUUAGCCAUGUAAAAGGCAUCCAGGCAAGGCGUCUUUACCCAGCAUGUGACCAUCAAGGCCAAUGGUUUGUGCUGCUCGAUGCAGCCUCGCUUGUCAGCUGUUCCCCGCUAAACCUCCAAGACUGCCCUGCUGAUUUUAUUCCCAUCUCCUUCUACAAGAUAUUUGGCUUUCCCACAGGUCUGGGGGCCCUUCUUGUCCGCAACCACGCAGCAGGCAUACUAAAAAAGACUUACUUUGGGGGAGGCACGGCCGCGGCUUACCUUUCUGGGGAAGAUUUUUAUGUGCAGGCUGCAAACGUUUCCGACAGAUUUGAAGAUGGCACUGUCUCAUUCUUGGACAUUGUUGCUCUCAACCAUAGCUUUGAAACUCUGUACAGGAUCACUGGGUGCAUGCUAAACAUAGAGCAGCACACCUUUGGCUUGGCACGCUACACUUACAUGCUUCUGUCAAGUCUUUGCCAUGGCAACAGGCGACCAGUGGCCCAGAUGUACACGCAAGGCCAGUUUGAGAGUCCGAGCACACAGGGCGCAAUCCUAAACUUCAACCUUAUGGAUUCUCAUGGGAAAAUAAUUGGGUAUUCUCAGGUGGAUAGAAUGGCAAGUUUGUACAACAUCCAUGUGCGCACUGGUUGCUUCUGCAACACUGGAGCUUGUCAGAGCUUCCUGGGGAUUACAAAUCAGCAGAUGAGGAGAAACCUACAGGCCGGCCACGUCUGCGGAGACACCAUUGACUUGGUGGAUGGGCAGCCAACCGGAUCUGUUCGCGUGUCCUUUGGCUACAUGUCAACAUUUGACGACUGUCAAAAGUUCCUGAGCUUUGUUGCUGAGUGCUUUGUGGAGAAACCAGUGACAAUGGACCAGGCAAGACUAGAGAGGCUUAAAGCAGCUGGAGCAUCAAAUGAGGAGACUACAGUCAAUAUCACUGAAGUAACGCACAAAGACCAAGAAAAGAAGGAAAUUACAGAAUCCUCCCAAAGUGGAUUUGAAUUCAUAUGUCCAGACAGCCAUGAAGGAGCUUAUACACUGACCAACAUUUACAUAUAUCCCAUCAAAUCAUGUGGCGCAGUUGAGGUCCACAACUGGCCAGUAGGACCGCUGGGUUUACUGUAUGACAGAGGCUGGAUGGUGGUAAAUGUAAAUGGUGUGUGCCUGAGUCAAAAAAGAGAACUACGUUUAUGCCUCAUUCGCCCACAAGUCCAUCUAUCCUCAAACGAGUUGCUCUUGCAGGCAUCAGGGAUGGAUACCAUUUCAGUUCCACUGGAAAUCAGAACCGGAGUAGAUGCAAGCUAUCCAGUCUGUCAGACUAAAGUUUGUGGUGAUAGGGUGGAGACGGUGGACUGUGGUGAUGAAGCUGCAUCAUGGCUUUCAGAUUUUCUUGGACAACCAUGCCGCCUGAUAAGACAAAGUCCUAAUUUCACUCGAGGCAUGAAAAAGAAGUCUGACACAGCCAUCACCUCCCCGCCGCUCUCCCUGGUGAAUGAAGCUCAGUAUCUCAUGAUCAAUCGUGCCAGCGUGGAGCUCAUUCACAAAGUAAUGAGCAGCAGGCAAGACAAUUCCGAGCUUGACACUCAAAACAUCAUCAGUCGGUUCCGAGCCAAUUUUGUCAUUGCAGGGGUUGAACCAUUUGAGGAGGACGGUUGGUCACACUUGAUUAUUGGCAACAUUCAAUUCAUGGUGAAAGGUCAAUGUGUACGUUGCCAAAUGGUUGGAAUAGACCAGAACACUGGGAGUAAAACAAAAGAGCCUCUUAUGUCUCUUUCAACUCACCGCAGGGGAAAGGUAACAUUUGGCGUAUACCUGACCCAUCAUGUGCCAGAAGGGUCCACUACAGCCGGUGUACUAUGUACGGGAGCCCCAUGCUUCGUGAAAUGCACUGCAAAGACUGGAGACUUGCCCAAGACAUCAGGGGGAUUUCUGACAUGAUUGCAGAUACCUGUCAAGUGUGCACAGGGAUCUUUUUUUUUUUUUUUUUUUUUUACUGAGUUUUUAUGUGUCCACAUCCCUUAUCCUUGGGACGCCGGUUCUUGCCCUUCUUAAGCAAACCAGCCAAAAUACCUGAAUGUACUUUCAAUGUCAGCACAGUGAGUGUAUUUUAAGUGAGUUAGUUUUUAUUCCAGUGGUCUGAAAUGAAGCAGUUGUAAGGUUUUCAUUACAUGUCUUGAAUGUGUUCUUCCUGUAAGAGGCAAAACGUGUCAAGCCUGAAGCAAGCCAAGGCAGUCCCAGUGAAGAGGAAAACUACAUCUAAACUAAAGUUGUCAGUCUCCAUCAUACACUUAUUGCGAGAAACAAUUGCUUGUUGUGAAUAGGGUUAGAAGAGCUGCAGCCCAGUUUCGGGUCAGCCAACAGAAAUCACAUUUUCAAGGUCUUAAAUGAAUUCAUAAAUGUGGCGCGUUUGGGACAAAUGAUGGACUUCAGCCACUUCCUGUUGUUAAACGUAACUGUACUGUAUUUCUGCACCACAGCACUCUGCCAUUGCAUGGACAAAAGGUUUGCAAAUUGUAUUUCAAACAUACACGACACGACUGAAUUUGUAACAUUUGCUAGUGUAGGAAAGCUGCCUUCAUGACUGACACCUUAAAUUACAACUCCUUCAAGACCGCCCAUUAAACUAAGGGUGGGCGAUACUGUCCAUUAUGGUAUCGAUCCGAUACCAAGUACAUCCUGGGCCAGUUUUGCCCAUACCGAUAUUAUACAUUUGGACUUUUUCGAGAUAAUUGCAUGAAUUUGUGAUUUAUUUCGCCUUAAAUAUAUUGGUCAUGGCAAACAUUUCUUUAAUCAUCAAACUUACUUGUGAUCUAUCGCAAACAUAUAAGACAAUGCAGCCAUAAAUAACACAAGUAUUCCUGUUAAUUCUAUGCAAGUUAGUAAAAUAAAGUUAAUUAAAAACAUCUUUUGACUCGCAUUAAAUAAAGUCUUCUGACUUUGUG